Cornus florida is the source of this 2613-nucleotide messenger RNA. Its product is annotated as U-box domain-containing protein 13-like. Gene Ontology annotation, molecular function: protein binding; ubiquitin-protein transferase activity. The record is from RefSeq and is a predicted model, not a curated record. Lineage: Eukaryota; Viridiplantae; Streptophyta; Magnoliopsida; Cornales; Cornaceae. The transcript has 4 exons. Bases 222 to 2186 code for a protein of 654 amino acids. Gene Ontology annotation, biological process: cell surface receptor signaling pathway; protein ubiquitination. Gene Ontology annotation, cellular component: cytoplasm; nucleus.
CUCACACUCGUGACCCUUCUCUCUGUAAAAAAAAAAAAAGGGUUCCUGCCAGUGGACUCGCGAGUCCCACAACACUAUUCUCUCUCAUGGAGACGACUUCGGGCUGCGACUGGUCGCCUAAUAUCCGCCAGAUUUAGCAGAAGCUCUCCAUCUCCUUCACCAAAAUUCGGAAAACUUUGGAUUUGCCUCACUACACGCAGUUAGAUCUCUGACCUAAAGCCAUGGAAGACGAGAGAGGAGCUCUAAUCCAGAAGCUAAUCGACAUCGUCAAUGAAAUAUCAACAAUCUCAGACUAUCGGUGUACGGUCAAAAAGCAGUACUGUAAUCUAGCGAGGAGAUUGAAGCUGUUGACUCCAAUGUUGGAAGAGAUUAGAGAUAGCAAGGAUUUAGUUCCUGAAGAGUCCUUCAAAGCUUUGACCUCUUUGAAGGAGGCUUUGGAAUCCGCUAGAGACUUGCUCAGGUUCGGAAGUGAAGGAAGCAAGAUUUACCUGGUCCUAGAAAGGGAUCAAAUUAUGAAUAGAUUCCAAGAAGUCACAACCCACUUGGAACAAGCUUUGGGUGGAGUUUCCUAUGAAAAACUUGACAUAUCAGACGAAGUUAAGGAACAGGUUGAGCUUGUUCUUUCUCAGUUCAGAAGAGCUAAAGGGAGGGUAGAUGCACCUGAUGUUGAGCUAUAUGAAGAUUUGCUAACCCUUUACCUUUACAACAAGAUCAAUGAUUCAGCUGUAGAUCCAGACUAUCCAGUUCUCUUAAGGAGAUUGGCUGAAAAGUUACAAUUAAAGGGUAUAACUGACCUCACCCAAGAAUCACUAGCUUUACAUGAGAUGGUUUUAUCCGUAGGUGGAGAUCCAGGGGAAAGAAUAGAGAAGAUGUCAAUGCUACUGAAAAGAAUUAAAGAUUUUAUGCUGACAGAGAUUUUGGACAUGGAUCCUCCUACAACUGAGAAGUCUAUUCCUUCAGGUUGUGCUGGAGAAGCAUCCAUGGAAGGAAUUCACAAGUCACCGGUUAUACCGGAUGAUUUUCGCUGUCCAAUAUCCCUCGAGUUGAUGACGGAUCCCGUCAUUGUAUCAACAGGGCAGACCUAUGAGCGUUCCUGCAUCGAGAAAUGGUUGGAGGCAGGGCAUGGCACUUGUCCAAAGACACAACAAACCCUCACUAGCACUGCCCUCACACCCAACUAUGUUUUACGUAGCCUCAUAGCCCAGUGGUGCGAGGCAAAUGGGGUUGAACCACCAAAACGACCCAGCCCUCGGCCCAGGAAGAUAUCUGCAUGCUCACCUGCUGAACGUAAAAAGAUAGAAUCUCUCCUUUGUAAGCUUACAUCUGGCAACCCCGAAGAUCAGCGAUCUGCUGCAGGGGAAAUACGCCUUCUUGCCAAGCGCAAUGCUGAUAAUCGUGUGGCCAUUGCUGAAGUUGGUGCCAUCCCUCUUCUUGUUGGCCUCCUUUCAACACCUGAUUCCCGCACUCAAGAGCAUGCUGUCACAGCGCUUCUUAAUCUUUCCAUAUGUGAGGAUAACAAAGGAAGCAUCAUGUCGGCAGUGCCUGGUAUAGUCCAGGUGCUCAAGAAGGGAAGCAUGGAAGCAAGGGAAAAUGCAGCGGCCACCCUAUUUAGCCUGUCAGUUGUGGAUGAAAAUAAGGUUACUAUUGGUUCUAUAGGAGCAAUCCCGCCACUUGUGACACUGCUUAGUGAAGGUACUCAAAGGGGUAAGAAGGAUGCUGCAACAGCACUCUUCAACUUGUGCAUAUACCAAGGGAACAAGGGAAAGGCAGUGAGGGCUGGAGUUGUGCCCACGCUGAUGCGGCUGGUGACAGAACCUCAUGGUGGGAUGGUGGAUGAGGCCCUAGCCAUACUAGCGAUACUGUCUAGCCAUCAUGAAGGGAAGGCAGCCAUCGGAGCUGCAGAAGCAGUGCCAUUUUUGGUAGAGGUUAUUGGGACUGGGUCUCCACGGAACAAAGAGAAUGCAGCUGCAGUUUUGGUGCACCUUUGUGGUGGAGACCAACAUCAUAUGGUAGAGGCUCAGGAACUGGGAGUGAUGGGUCCACUGGUGGAUUUAGCACAAAAUGGCACGGAAAGGGGCAAGCGGAAGGCUGCACAGUUGCUUGAACGUAUGAAUAGAUUUGUCGAGCAGCAGAAGCUAGCACAGGCCCAAGCUGAGACUCAAGUUCAGACUCAGAGUCACAACUAGCAGUCACGGCCACCAUCCUCGGCAAAUACUGUUGUUGGUUGAUAACUUGUGUUCUCAUUACUCUUGCCUUGGUUUCUUCUUCGUUUUUUUUUUGUUUUUUUUUUUUUUGCCUCCUCCUUUCCCUUAAGAGGGGGGGGGGGGGGGGGGGGGGGUUCGUCGAUGAAAAAGGGGCAGGUGGAAGAUGAUCUGCCCCAUCUCUUAAUUUACUCAUUUGUUUCGUUGGGUUGAAAAUUGUUGUACAUCACAAAUACUGUUGAAAAGAAGCGCAUCAAAAGGGAAAAGAAGAGCAGAAAGAUACAACCUGACAUGUAUGUUAAAGUGUACCCAUUGUAACAUGUAAAACUGUAAUCAUCCUCGGUUUCUAUCGAAGGAGAUAUUUUUAUCCAUCAAUGAAACUGCUGCUUAUUUUUAUAGCAAGCACAUUAAA